CACUGCGCCUUUUUAUUUGGGGGUCUGAGCCCUGCAACUUAAUUCCCACUCAGUUGAGACAGUUGUGUGGAUUUGACGACUCCAGUCGAAGAAACUCGAAUUGAUCUUCUUGACUACAUGUGGACCCUUUACAAAACUUCACAUAAUUAACAUUGUCUUAAGGUCAGAUGUUAUAAUUCCCUCACUCAUUUGUGGAGAAGCUCCGAAAUAAUUUCCUGACUCGCUCUUGGCAACAUCCCCAUGCAUCAUGCGUGCAAUAAAAGUAAUUUGAGCUGAAUGCUAAUGUUAAGCAAAGAUGUUUUCUGAAGAGGCUAAUUUAAGUCAUGCUUCCAAUGGGUCCGAUGAGGACUUGCUGUCUGCGCUGGAUCAAGACUGGAGCGACACUCCGGCAGAGAGACUAUCACGGACGGGGCAUAAUGUGGUCGCCGUUAUUUUGGGAUCUAUAAUGAUAUUCGGCAUGCUCAACAAUUUCAUCGUCCUCGUUCUUUUUUGUAAAUUCAAGACUCUGCGGACUCCUGCGAACAUGCUCCUGCUCAAUAUCAGUGUGAGUGACAUGCUCGUGUGUCUGUUCGGCACCACGCUCAGCUUCGCGGCCAGUAUCCGCGGCCGGUGGCUGGUAGGAAGACACGGGUGCAUGUGGUAUGGGUUCGUCAACUCCUGCUUUGGGAUUGUAUCAUUGAUCUCUCUGGCAAUCCUUUCAUAUGAUCGUUAUAGCACUUUAACGGUUUACAACAAGAGGGUCCCAGACUACAGUAAGCUCUUGUUGGCUGUUGGGAGCUCCUGGCUCUACUCCCUGUUCUGGACAGUUCCCCCCCUGCUGGGUUGGAGUAGCUAUGGACUGGAAGGGGCUGGCACCAGCUGCUCGGUCACAUGGACAGCCAACACCCCACAAUCUCAUUCCUAUAUAAUCUGUCUGUUCAUUUUCUGUUUGGGAAUUCCCGUUCUGGUCAUGGUUUACUGUUACAGCCGGCUCCUUUGUGCUGUCAAACAGGUGGGGCACAUCAGGAAGACAGCAGCCCGGAGAAGAGAGUAUCACAUUUUAUUUAUGGUCAUCACCACAGUGGUGUGCUACUUAUUGUGCUGGAUGCCUUAUGGGGUAGUUGCAAUGAUGGCCACAUUUGGACGUCCGGGCAUCAUCACACCCAUUGCGAGCGUGGUGCCAUCCCUCCUAGCCAAAAGCAGCACAGUCAUCAACCCUCUUAUCUACAUCCUUAUGAACAAACAGUUUUACAGGUGUUUCCUCAUCCUGUUUCAUUGCGAACACAGCUCCCUAGAGAAUGGACACUCGUCCAUGCCCUCAAGAACUGCUAUCAUCCAGCUCAACCUUAGGGUUUAUAGCAAGACUGUGGCUGGCAACACACCCCCUUCAAUUGAUCUCAACCAACAAGAAAGCAACACCCCUGUAUCGGACUGAACCAAUCCACCCAAGAUCACAUCUUGAUUUUCCAACUCCAAAUUAUUUGAGUAAUUUCCAGAAUGAUGACAGAAGUAUUCCAUGAAGUGUUGUCGAGUGCUUACCCAUCAAAAGCAGAAAUGCUGAACUGUUGCAUCGAUCCCCAAAGUGAUCUCUGCAGUCGUCUCCAUUCUGUUAAAGUCCUGUGAUGGCAAACUGUCUGACUGUGACACACAUGUUGCCCAUUUCAGUCAGUAUUUGUAUGUGUGUAAGCUUACAAUGGUUCCUUGGCUGGUACAACCUUGUCAAUAUAAAUGUUACAAACAGCAAGCCUUUGCAAAUUGCAAAUAGCCAUUGGUGACUUGUGAAAAUGGGUAUGUUUGGGUCAUGUGCAACUGCAUUACUUGUGAACAUGCAUGCCUCCAUAUUGUCUGUUUUCGCAAACCAUUUAAAGGUGGACUCAGUCAUUUUUAUUUAUGUUGCACAGGCCGAUAUGGCAGUUAUUUUGGACUUAUCCUGACACCUAGUGGC
This is a messenger RNA of Myxocyprinus asiaticus (Chinese sucker), 1924 nucleotides long. RefSeq names its product opsin-3-like. The coding region runs from base 296 to 1414 and encodes 372 amino acids. The transcript is spliced from 4 exons. Gene Ontology annotation, molecular function: G protein-coupled receptor activity. The record is from RefSeq and is a predicted model, not a curated record. NCBI's taxonomy places the organism in Eukaryota, Metazoa, Chordata, Actinopteri, Cypriniformes, Catostomidae. Gene Ontology annotation, biological process: G protein-coupled receptor signaling pathway; visual perception. Gene Ontology annotation, cellular component: membrane; photoreceptor outer segment.